AUGCACCCCUUGCUCCUCCACCGCGCUCCACUUCCAGCGCUCAUAGCAGGCAGUAACCCGUCCCGCGUACCACCACGCGGGCCUGCGAGGUCGGACGUGCCAGCAUCGACCUCGUGCGCUGGUCCUCCCACUCAACCAAAGCCCAACGAGCUCGCGCGCGGCCUUUUGCUCGCACGACGCCUCCGCUUGCCUCGCCCCCCUCGCAUCGUCGCCUCUCUUGCCUGUUCGUGCUUGCAUUCUCGACUCGACGCCCAUCGCCCGCGAACCCCAACGACAGGCGCGCGUGCCCAGUCGGAAAUGUCCGUCCAGACGGGGGCCGACUUCACCGCCGCCGAGGCGCCGCCGCUGCCCAUGGGCGAGGCUCUCUCGGGCAUCUUUGGCAGCGUCAGCCUGGCCGCCUGGAUUUGUCUCUUGAUUCCGCAGUUGCUGGCCAACUAUCGGGCCAAGAGCGCCGACGGCCUGAGCAUGGCCUUUCUCGUCGUUUGGUUCCUCGGGGAUGUGUCGAACCUGAUGGGCGCCCUCCUCACCCACCUGGCCCCCACGGCCAUCGCGCUGGCCGUCUACUUUUGCAUCUUGGACUUUAUCCUCAUCGGCCAGGUCCUCUACUACAACACGCUCAACGCCCGUCGGCUGGCGGCCGCCAGGAGCGAGGCGGCCGCCGCCGUGUCGGAGACGUCCCCGCUCCUGGGACGACGGCGAAGUUCCUCGAUAGGCCUGCCGGGCUCGCACCGCCGACACUCGACGCACGAGGAAUCCUCGCUCGAGCCCAUCAGGAAGGUGGUCGCCGGCGAGGAUGAGACGCAAGACGGCCGACCGUGGCUGCACAACGCCCUCGGCCUGCUCGCCGUCUGGCUCGUCGGCUUCGUCGGCUGGUUCGUGUCCUUCAAGGCGGGCGCCUGGAGCGGCGAGGGCCCGGGCCAGCCCGAGUCCCCCAAGGCCGGGAAUCCGCCGCUCGAGGCUCUCGGUCUCGCCCUCGGCUACGCCAGCGCCGCCUUUUAUCUCUGCGCUCGCAUUCCCCAAAUCUACAAGAAUUUCCAGGAAAAGUCUUGCGAAGGACUCUCCCUGCUUUUCUUUUUGCUCUCCCUCACGGGCAACCUGACGUACGGGUUGAGCCUCAUCGCCUACUCCCAGGACAGGAGCCAUCUCAUCACCGCCUUUCCCUGGCUGCUGGGGUCGCUCGGCACCAUGGUGGAGGAUGCGACCAUCUUUGUCCAGUUCCGAAUCUACCGCAAGGAAGCCUGUGAUACCCCGCUGUAG
Molecule: messenger RNA, 1257 nt
Organism: Drechmeria coniospora
Lineage: Eukaryota; Fungi; Ascomycota; Sordariomycetes; Hypocreales; Ophiocordycipitaceae
Product: Protein RTC2
Exons: 6
Coding region: 1-1257 (418 amino acids)
Biological process (GO): basic amino acid transmembrane export from vacuole
Cellular component (GO): fungal-type vacuole membrane
Source: RefSeq, a predicted model, not a curated record